Phytophthora nicotianae INRA-310 is the source of this 3048-nucleotide messenger RNA. RefSeq lists its product as hypothetical. Bases 35 to 2914 code for a protein of 959 amino acids. Gene Ontology annotation, molecular function: phosphatidylinositol-4,5-bisphosphate binding. The transcript is spliced from 8 exons. The record is from RefSeq and is a predicted model, not a curated record. Gene Ontology annotation, biological process: Golgi to plasma membrane transport; exocytosis. NCBI's taxonomy places the organism in Eukaryota, Oomycota, Peronosporomycetes, Peronosporales, Peronosporaceae. Gene Ontology annotation, cellular component: plasma membrane; exocyst.
CGCGAAAAGACGCCGUUGUGAGAUCCUUGUCAGCAUGGAGACGACGAAGGUGAAGCCUCUUGGCAGCAUCUCGCGCGAUGACGUUCGUCACACACUACACACGCAUUUCCACUCGUCAAAGCCUGCUCCUCGCCCUUCCACUAGCGGUGCUGCAUCUCCGCCCGUCUCAACUCGCAAGCGCGUCUUCUCCUUUGUUCAGGUGCAGAAACCCAAGAGUGAAGCCGAGACCAAGCGACUGUUUGGUCACGGAGCCAACGCUGGUAAAUACUUCGUCCUCUGUGUUACAGUACAGGACUCAAGUACUGCAGCUAAAGGCGGUGGAGCUCAUCUGGAGUUGCAUUACGUGCAACUCCUGAGCAACUUGUCAGUGGACGUGCGGAAUUCGUGGAAUUUGAGAAAACUGGACACCAUCGAACACAACGGCAUUGGACCGGAGAAGCCGAAGGGAGCCUUUGCAUUAUUUUUUAGUGGAGAACAAGUGUCAUGGCAGUGGCUCGUAGAGACGAGAGAGAAUGUGACAGCAAUGCAUGAGUUUCUCUGGAGCGUGUGCGCUCUUGUGGUCCAGAAUACUACCACACUCCCGAGACUCGUGCGGAUUAACGUUGAGGAACUGCAUGAGACUGCAAAUCGACUAAACUUGCAGAAAGUGUAUGAUCUGGAUGUCGACCUGGUUCAUUCUAUGGCUAAAUUAAAGAAUGGAUCGCUGAAUGAUCCAAGUGAGGAGGCUGGCAAUGGAAAGAAAGCAAUCGAUAACAACGCAGGGAUCGAUGUUUCUGGCUUGCGACUCGCUUCCCCUGAGAGCAAUGAAGCUCUUAGUAUUCUGGAUGAUGUCAACUGGAGUGAAGUACAGUUGUCUACAGUUGAAGAGGAUUUACGUAAGAAAUUACGCACGUUGGAGGAUGAAAACAUCACGUUCUUACUCACACUGGAUGGAGACUCACCAUCUGGUAAGAACUCAUCGAAUACGUCAGUGGACAAGAUCCUGGAGGCCAUCGACGCCGUUCAAAACCGAAUUACCCUGAUUCAGGAAUGGACUAACGAGUCGGACGAGUAUCUUGGACAAACUUCCAGUAGUAUGAAACAUUUCGAGGCACUAAAUAACCAGCUGGAGAUGCAUUUCAAGAACAGCGUGGCCUUAGAAAAAGUACUAACAAAGAUGAUGAACCAAGUGGAAGUUUCUAAAGAACACAUGCGGAUUUUUACGUCUCCAGUGGAUAUUUUCCCUGGUGAAGUUGGAGGAAGCACAGCUGGUGUCACGAAAGACAGAGGAGUCGACGUAGAUCGGGACGUUGGUGUGACGGAGCGGAUUAGAAAUGCUAUAGCCGCAAUUGCAGCAAUGGAUCAAGCCGUCAAGUCUACAAAAGAGUUCCCAGCCAGCGAGAUGGUCGCUUUUCGAACGCGUGGAGAGGGAUUAUCUAAGUUGGCUACAGGUUUUGGCGAAAAACUGUGUGGUUCCUUUGAUACUUUUCUCCAGCGGAAGAUAAAGCAGCUGCCGCACUCUCGAGCUGGUGAUGGUGUUCGAGGACGUGAUCUACGUGAACUCUCUUCAGCGUCUUCCAGCGAUGAGAUGAACUGGAGCUUCACCAACGACCCUCUCCAUAACAUCCUCGUAGAUUACCAGUCACUUUUCUCACAUGUAAACUCACUGGACCCUCGCAUUUUGGUCGCCUUAAGACAGACGUAUAGCAAACAACUCGCUGGUAUAUACAACGCCCACGCCCACUUGCUCUUCCGCUGCUUGAGGGACAAACUGCCUCGAACAUCAAAGCACCAUUUCCACAAACCUACUUCGAUACAAUCCCGGGGGAUUUACCUUUCCUCCUCGUUCUUCAGCGUCGGUGACACGAUGUGUGCUUCGCCUUUGAUGCAGCAAGCACUUGAUCAUCUAACUCCUCUGAUUCUGAGAGAACAACGUCUGGUAACAAGGGUUUUCUUUCCUGCUACAUCGGAUAAGACGAGUUACACCGGUGGCAAGCAUGAACUGGAAGAUUUGACGUUGAUGAUGGAGAAUGUCUUUGAAAAAUUGCUGAAACGGAUGAACGAAUUCGGCGAAGCAGCAGCAAGCCGCAACAUUCUGGAUGCGCUUUCGCUCGUUGUUCUCGUGAAUGGGAAACUCGAGGAAUUUCGACAGCAGAGCGCGUUUCUGUAUAACGUUAUGGUGAGUUUUCAACUGCAGAUGAAGCGAAUGUUGAUCAAGUUCACUGAAGACCAGGAGGCAUGGAUAAAUGCUCAAAAUGUGGACACGAAAAUGGCGGGUGUUCUGGGUCCGACGAAGAAAAUUGUGAACAUGAUCGCCCGAAUGGAAGAAAGCGUAGCAGGAAAAAGCACGGACAGCACACUGGUGUCCAUCUACAACAUGAUCAUUCCCUCGACAAUGCAUUGGAUUGAUAAAGUGGCUGACACAAGAGCGAAGUAUGCAGCUCUCACCCGCCUAGAAAACUACCUUUUCCUCAGCGACAAUUUGAAAACGAUCAAUGCCUCAAAAGACUUGCCACUAGCUCAAUAUGCGGCCGAAGCCCAAGAGCGAUACACCGAAAAUCUUCAACGGUAUGUGGCAUCAGUCUGGGAGUACGCAUUCAAGCAACUUGUGCCCAUGAUCGCGUCGAUAGAAUCCUUGAUGGUGACGGUCCCAGCGGCUGAAAUCCAGUAUCACUUGCCACGCCAAGAAGUUCGACGCGUUCUUGACUCUACAUCAAGCGCGUUUGAGAAAUCAGUUCGCGUCAUGCACGACCGCUUAAAGAAGCACUUUCGGGAGAACUCAAAGAUAUUGCCAAGUGUGUGGAAGCAGGUGAUAGCGUAUGGGAGUAGUCGGAUGGCUGUGUACGCGCUAGUCGCUGGAGACUGCUACCAGCUGCGUUUCGAGCCAUCACCUGAGCGCGGACUAGAGUUACUAAACAAGUUUGCGUUCAGCUAGGGUGAUGGUUUAACUGCAGCACUCCAUACUCUUUCGUAUAAGACAGUGGAAACACAUUAUUGCUAGCUACAGCUCUAGAUGUCGAACAGGGUUUCACUGUUAUUCAUUAAAUGUCACCUGAGCCCAUAGUUCAC